UUGUCAACUGUCACUUUCACUUCCGUUUGUCGAGUCGCUAGCGUUUUUUCGUGUCGAAGAGAAGCCAGAAAAGAGAGUGUGCGGAAAGCGAGUAAAUUGUAAAUUUACCAUAAAUAUUCUUUAGUCAACGCACUUGCUAGAGAUACGUAAAGAACCUAAUCAUGGUAGGAUCUCGAGUGUAUGUGGGCGGUCUGCCGUACGGCGUGCGCGAGCGCGAUUUGGAGCGCUUCUUCAAGGGUUACGGCCGUACCCGCGACAUUCUCAUCAAGAAUGGCUACGGAUUUGUGGAGUUCGAAGACUAUCGCGAUGCCGAUGAUGCCGUGUAUGAACUGAAUGGCAAAGAGCUGCUGGGCGAGCGCGUGGUUGUUGAACCCGCCAGGGGAACCGCUCGUGGCAGUAACCGCGACCGCUACGACGAUCGAUAUGGUGGUCGGCGGGGCGGGGGAGGCGGUCGCUACAACGACAAAAACAAAAAUUCCAGAUCAUCCUCUCGAUAUGGCCCACCAUUGCGCACUGAGUACCGCCUGAUUGUGGAGAAUUUGUCCAGUCGCGUUAGUUGGCAGGAUCUCAAGGAUUACAUGCGCCAGGCUGGCGAGGUCACCUAUGCCGAUGCCCACAAGCAGCGCCGCAAUGAAGGCGUGGUCGAGUUUGCCUCGUUGUCGGACAUGAAGACGGCCAUUGAGAAGCUGGAUGACACCGAGCUGAACGGCAGGCGCGUCCAUCUGGUUGAGGAUAGGCGUGGAGGACGCAGCGGUGGUGGCGGCGGAGGCGGAGGUGGACGCGGACGUUCCCGAUCGUCCAGCUCUCGUUCGCGAUCCCGCUCCCGCAGGCGCUCUCGUUCCCGUCGCUCGUCUCACUCGCGAUCCAAGUCGCGCAGCCGCUCCAAGUCCCGCGGCGGACGCUCCAAGUCCAAGUCGCCAGUCAAGUCCCGUUCUCGCUCCCGCUCGCGAUCCAACAAAUCGCGUGAUGUGUCCAAGUCCAAAUCGAAGUCCCACUCCCGCACCCGCUCCCGUUCUCCCAAGCGCGAGCGUGAAUCCCGUUCCCGCUCGCGUUCCGCUUCGAAGCGCGAGUCCCGCUCCCGCUCACGUUCCAAGUCUAACCGCCGCGAUUCCCGCUCACGCGAUCGAUCUGCAUCGGCUGACAACAAGUCGCGUUCGCGCUCACGCUCCCGUUCGGCCUCGCCCAAAAAUGGAAACGCCUCUCCGGAUCGCAAUAACGAGAGCAUGGACGAUUAGAUUAGUUAGCUGUCCCAUUAAUUUUAAAACACUUGAUUUUAGACUUCUACUAUAACUAUUCUACGAACAUCAACACUCAGACACCUUUACUUACCCUGCGCCACUUUACCAAAUUUAAUGAAAAUGAAAUCAUACAAAUCCACAAUCCGGCCUCGUCAUUUUUAAUCAUUUAACAAAUUUUGUUCCAAGUUUUGGACACUUGGAAAUCCCACAUGCUAGUGGGCCAUAUACCGAAAAAUUACUGGAUUGUCUAUACAUACGAUGAGUAAUUUCAAUAAAUACGGAUACAUUUAAAUUAAA
Messenger RNA from Drosophila rhopaloa, 1535 nucleotides. It is a transcript of the gene B52, whose product is annotated as serine-arginine protein 55. The transcript is spliced from 9 exons. Gene Ontology annotation, cellular component: ribonucleoprotein complex; nucleus; cytoplasm. Bases 162 to 1235 code for a protein of 357 amino acids. Gene Ontology annotation, biological process: mRNA splice site recognition; alternative mRNA splicing, via spliceosome. Lineage: Eukaryota; Metazoa; Arthropoda; Insecta; Diptera; Drosophilidae. The record is from RefSeq and is a predicted model, not a curated record. Gene Ontology annotation, molecular function: mRNA binding.